CCCCAUGGCAUGCGAUGAUCUUGCAAAUCCACCUAAUUACGAAAAGUUGAGCACAGCCAACGUUAGGCUUAAAUCCACAAGCCUCCCCGGCUAGCUAGUAUUUCUUGGUCUCCAUUGAAACUGCCAAAAUCUCCCUAACUUAAUUUAAUAUGAAUUGCGGAAAUGGAAUAACAUUCCUUCCAUUUUCCUCAAAAUCUAAAAUCUUCAAGGCAUCAAAAAAUCAAUGAAAUCCUCAAGAUUCUAUGGGCGGAGGUCAUUCCUUCUCCCCUCCAUCUUCUUCAUCUUGUUCCUAUGCGCCUUAGCUUCUAUCAACGAAAUUCGAUUUGACAACUUAUUACGGUUCGGAAGAUGUUCUCUUUCUUCGAUUCUCUCCAACAACACUUCCCAUCAAUCGUACACUUCUCCAACUCAGGAUCAGAACUCAUCCUCCGAUGAUAUCAGAAUCCUCAUCGGAAUCCUGACCCUCCCUGACCAAUACCAGCGUCGCCAUUUCCUCCGUAUGAUAUAUGGCACGCAGUCUCCAGUCGGUGCAAAGAUCGAUCUGAAGUUUGUCUUCUGCAACCUUACGAAGGAAGAUCAGAAGGUGCUGGUGGCCCUAGAGAUAAUGCGGUACGAUGAUAUUAUGAUCCUUGAUUGCAAGGAAAACAUGAACAAGGGCAAGACUUAUACCUUCUUCUCGAGCUUACCAGAGUUGUUCAAUGUUUCCGAUGGUAGCGGCCCUUACCCGCCGUACCAUUACGUGAUGAAGUUAGACGACGACACAUAUCUUCGGUUGGGAAGCUUUGUGGACUCGUUAAGGCCGUUGCCGAGGGAAGACUUGUACUACGGUUACGUUAUUCCAUGUUCGAGCAUGGACCCUUUCGUCCGUUACAUGUCCGGUAUGGGAUAUCUGGUUUCUUGGGAUAUUGCUGAGUGGAUCAGAGAGUCUGAUAUUCCAAAACAGCAUUUGGAAGGGCCAGAGGACAAGGUGUUCGGUGAAUGGCUCAAAGAAGGUCGCCGUGGAAAGAACAGGCACAAUGCGAAGUGGUCUAUGUACAAUUAUCCUGACCCGCCGACAAGAUGUACCCACGAACUGUGGCCAGACACGGUGGCCGUGCACUUGUUGAAGAAUCAAGAGAAGUGGAUCCGGACGUUGAAGUAUUUCAAUGUUACUAAUGGUUUAAAACCAUCCAAGCUAUACCACAUACCUUAGGUAUUAAACACACUAUAUAUACCAUUUUUUGGUUAAUUCUUUUGGAUUUUGAAUUAUAGUUACAUAAUUAUACAAAGUUGUAUUUGGUGGUGGUUAUGUCAUGUCAUCAAUUCGACAUUGAUAAUGGAAUUGGAAGGAUGCCUGAUUGAGGGACCAUCCUGAAAAUAAAAUCUUAUUUGAGAU
Messenger RNA from Rubroshorea leprosula, 1375 nucleotides. The record is from the annotation of a GenBank genome assembly. NCBI's taxonomy places the organism in Eukaryota, Viridiplantae, Streptophyta, Magnoliopsida, Malvales, Dipterocarpaceae.